Fragaria vesca subsp. vesca is the source of this 441-nucleotide messenger RNA. Its product is annotated as histone H2A.1-like. The transcript is spliced from 4 exons. Lineage: Eukaryota; Viridiplantae; Streptophyta; Magnoliopsida; Rosales; Rosaceae. Bases 1 to 441 code for a protein of 146 amino acids. The record is from RefSeq and is a predicted model, not a curated record.
AUGGCCGCCACCGCCGUUACAACCGCUCAGGCCGGCCGAGUCACCAACUUCCUCAAGAACGGCCGCUAUGCUCAGCUUGUCGGCGGUGGCUCCGGAUCCCCCAUCUACCUCUCCUCCGUUAUUAAAUAUAUAGCCGCUGACCUUUUGGGUUCUGUGGUGAUUGCUAAUGGAGGUGUUCUACCCAACAUUCAUCAUAUUCUGCUACCGAAGAAGAAUGCAAAAGGCAAGGGUGAGAUUGGAUAUGUCUCAAGGAUUCUAGAUGGGUUCAGAUUUGUUGGUAUUGGUAGGGAAGAAGAAAGAGUAAGGCUAACCAUGUCGUCUCCGGUGUCGUCUUCGGAUCACGCACACAACCUCGUCCUCUCUAUGUUGAGGGGUUCAGAUCUGAUUAAGGAGGGUGUCGCUAUUAGUGCUGGUAUGUCUGGCAGCGACCCAUUGGCUUGA